Prosopis cineraria is the source of this 1149-nucleotide messenger RNA. RefSeq names its product BAG family molecular chaperone regulator 4-like. Gene Ontology annotation, biological process: protein stabilization. The record is from RefSeq and is a predicted model, not a curated record. NCBI's taxonomy places the organism in Eukaryota, Viridiplantae, Streptophyta, Magnoliopsida, Fabales, Fabaceae. Gene Ontology annotation, molecular function: protein-folding chaperone binding; adenyl-nucleotide exchange factor activity. The coding region runs from base 197 to 1027 and encodes 276 amino acids. The transcript is spliced from 4 exons. Gene Ontology annotation, cellular component: cytoplasm.
UAGCUACAGCGUUCUUCUUCGAUCUCUGACUCCACUUCCCAGCCCUCUUCAGUCUUCUUCGAUUCUAACUCCUUUGCCAUUGAUUGUCAAACUCCGUCCCUAGCGUUUCUCUUUGUCGGGCUUCUUCUUCCCUUCCGACCUCUGAACUCCAUUUUUAAGCAUUGAAUUUGUUUGUGUCCAGCGAAACCCAAUUUUGAUGAUGAAUAGCUCAGUUUUCUGUGGCGCCCCGCCGCCGAAGCAGAGCGACGAGAUCGAGUGGGAGAUGAGGCCUGGUGGAAUGUUCGUUCAGAGACGUGAUGUUGGUGUUGACGAUGACCACUUUGGAGCUGCUUCUUCCUCUCGUGCUGGUCCCGUGAUCAAGGUCAAUGUCUGCUAUGGUUCCUCUCAGCACGAGGUUUAUCUCCCAGCUGAAUCUACCUUCCUGGAUGUCAAGAAACUACUAGCACGCAAAACAGGUUUAGAGCCUACGGAGCAACGACUGUUCUUCAGAGGAAAAGAAAAACAAAAUGAAGAGCACUUACACUUGGGAGGUGUAAAGGACAAGUCUAAAAUGUUGCUUUUGGAGGAUGCUGCUAGCAAAGAGAGGAAACUUGAGGAAAUGAGAAAACAAAGUGAGAUGUUAAAAGCUUCUCAAGCAGUUGCUGGAGUCAGGGUAGAGGUGGACAAGCUUUCUGAGAGGGUGGCUGCCUUGGAAGUGGCUGUGAAUGGGGGAACCAAGGUCUCAGAGAAAGAGUUUCUUAUAUCAACUGAAUUGCUUAUGAGGCAGUUGCUGAAACUGGAUUCUAUUGAAGCUGAAGGUGAAGCAAAGGUGCAGAGGAAAGCUGAGGUACGUAGGGUGCAGAACUUCGUUGAUGCACUAGAUUCUCUAAAGGAGAGAAACUCCAAGCCUUUUAGCAAGAAUGGCAAUGCAGUCUCAGUAACAACCAAAUGGGAGAACUUUGGUUCUGGAAUGGGAAGCUUGAAAGCCCCACCUCCAAUGUCAUCAUCCUCAGGGCAAGGAUCUCAAGAUUUUGAGCAGUUUCAUUAGUUCAGAAAUUGCUCUCUCUGUUUCUUGAAAACUUUUGUGGAGAAUUGAAUUUUUGAGCAUGUACAAAACCCUUUGAUUCUUUAUUCAGCUUUCAAAUAUUUUCUUUGAAGUUACACCUAUUU